AUGGAAUUAUUAAGUCAAGACUCUCAAUGUCCACUUUGUCCUCAAUGCAAUCAACCAAAAACUUUAUACCAUUGGUGCCCAAAACGUAGAAGAGGUCAUGGAACCAUUUAUACAGCAGUUUGGACUAAUGAGUUUGGAACCACUAAUGUUGUACUCAAACGGCUUAAUGACACUAAAGAGAUUUCCGCAAAAUUCCUCCAAGAGUUAGCAGCGUAUAUGAAGUGUAGCUCUAUUACGUCUGCGCGGAAUUAUGUCAUUAAGGCUUACGGGAUAACUAAAGAUCGAGAUACUGAAGAGUUCAUGAUGGUUACGCAACAUGCAGAAUUAGGAGACUUAAGAAACUUUUGUAACGAACAGAGUGAUUCACAAGACAAUAGAUGGUGGAGCGAAACAAUUAUUGAAAUAAUGUACGGUAUUAUUAAGGGACUUACUAUUAUUCAUCAAGAAGGAUUAGUUCACCGAGAUUUACAUUCAGGAAAUAUAUUAAUACAUGGACAAGCAUUCAGUUUUAAGAGAUAUUCAUGUAUUGGAGAUCUUGGAUUAUGCCAAGCAGAUUUAUUAGAGAAAUUUAAAGAUGAGAAAAAGAAAAUGACACAUCCUAAAGCUGUUUAUACUAGUAGAUACCUUCGGUAUCAAAAGAUUGGUGAAUACCUCGAUUUAUGGGAAUUCCAAGAUGACACUCGUGAAAAUAAAAAUCUUCUUGGGCCACAACCAUGGGUUAGAAAAGAUUUAAAAGGUGUUGAUAUGAUAGCUAUUCCAGCAGUAAUGGGAUCUCAAAAUGCUUAG
Molecule: messenger RNA, 786 nt
Organism: Cetraspora pellucida
Lineage: Eukaryota; Fungi; Glomeromycota; Glomeromycetes; Diversisporales; Gigasporaceae
Source: the annotation of a GenBank genome assembly